AGGCACACAAAGAAGAAAACAACACUAGAACAAAGAGAGUUUGAUUGAUUCACUUGAAAAAAGAGAAAACACAGCUUUGGAAAAUGGAGUCGCAGUUGACACGUCCUUAUGGUCAUGAGCAAGUAGAAGAACCAAUCAGAAUUCACCAUCCAGAGGAAGAAGAGCAUCAUGAGAAGGGAGCAUCUAAAGUGUUGAAGAAAGUAAAGGAAAAAGCUAAGAAGAUCAAGAACAGUCUCACUAAACAUGGCAAUGGUCAUGAUCGCGAUGUUGAAGAAGAAGAUGAUGAGUAUGACGAGCAAGACCCAGAAGUGCACGCAGCACCAGUGUAUGAAUCCUCUGCCGUGAGAGGUGGUGUAACGGGUAAACCUGAGUCUUUAAGUCAUACCGGAGAAACUAAUGUCCCGGCACCGGAGGAGAUUGUUCCUCCAGGGACAAAGGUUUUUCCUGUCGUGUCUUCCGAGCACACCAAACCCAUUGAGCCUGUUUCAUUACAAGAUACCUCUUACGGACAUGAGGCACUGUCUGCUCCAGGAGGAGGUUCGGAUUAUCUUAGUGGUGUAUCUAAUUAUCAGUCCAAAGUUACUGAUCCCACGCAUAAAGGUGGAGAAGCUGGAGUACCAGAGAUUGCUGAGUCUCUUAGUCGGAUGAAAGUGACUGAUGAGUCUCCUGAUCAGAAAUCAAGACAAGGAUUUGGAGAAGACUUACCGACGAGAAGCCAAGAAUUUGGUCUGAAGAACGAAUCUGAUAUCAGCAAGGAUUCUCCGGCAAGACUUGGAGGAGAAUCAAGAGCUGGUCUCGGGGAAGAUUUUCAGAGAAGAAGUGAUGAUGUGAAAGCAGAGACUGGGUUGGGAAGAGACUUACCGACCGGAACUCAUGAUCAGUUCUCACCGGAACUAUCUCGUCCUAAAGAGAGAGAUGAGACGAAACAGGAGACGAAACCGAGAACCUACACAGAGCAGUUAGCUUCAGCUACAUCAGCCAUAACCAACAAAGCUAUAGCGGCGAAGAACGUCGUCGCCUCAAAGCUAGGUUACUCCGGAGAAAGCGGCGGCGGGCAAUACGAAAGCGCUGUAAAGGAUGAAACUCCGAGGUCUGCUACGGGUUACGGGCAGAAAGUGGCGGGAACUGUUGCUGAGAAGUUGACUCCGGUCUACGAAAAGGUCAAAGAAACAGGAUCAGCGGUGAUGACGAAACUUCCUCUCUCCGGAGGUGGAAGUGGAGUGAAGGAGACGCAACAAGGGGAAGAGAAAGGUGUGUCGACUAGAGAUUAUCUAUCGGAGAAGCUGAGACCUGGAGAAGAAGACAAAGCCUUAUCUGAGGUGAUAGCUGAGAAACUUCAUUUUGGAGGAGGAGGAGAGAAGAAGUCAACGGCCACAAAGGAGGUGGAAGUGACGGUGGAGAAGAUACCUUCUGACCAGAUAUCGAAGGGGAAAGAACAUGGUGAGGCGGUUGCUGAGGAAGGGAAAGAAGGAGAAGGAAUGUUAGGGAAAGUUAAAGGAGCGGUCACUUCUUGGCUCGGUGGUAAGCCGAAAUCGCCACAUUCAGUUGAAGAGUCUCCACAAUCACUUGGCACCACCGUUGGGACUAUGGGGUUUACGGAUUCCAGUGGAAGUGAGUUGGCUGGUACUGGCGGAGCUAAGGGAGUUCAAGAUUCUGGGAACUGAAGAUUUGGUGUUUUGCUUUUGAAUGUUUGUGUUUUUGUAUGAUACUUCUCUGUUUGUAACUUUGAUGUAUUUUGGUGUUUGUGUGAAAUAGAGAUUGGGUUGAUAA
Molecule: messenger RNA, 1770 nt
Organism: Arabidopsis arenosa
Lineage: Eukaryota; Viridiplantae; Streptophyta; Magnoliopsida; Brassicales; Brassicaceae
Source: the annotation of a GenBank genome assembly